Salvelinus fontinalis (brook trout) is the source of this 1019-nucleotide messenger RNA. It is a transcript of the gene ndufb2, whose product is annotated as NADH:ubiquinone oxidoreductase subunit B2. The record is from RefSeq and is a predicted model, not a curated record. Gene Ontology annotation, cellular component: mitochondrial inner membrane. NCBI's taxonomy places the organism in Eukaryota, Metazoa, Chordata, Actinopteri, Salmoniformes, Salmonidae. Bases 253 to 558 code for a protein of 101 amino acids. The transcript has 4 exons.
CCAAUCACAUAUGAAAAUCUGUAACUAGAUAACGAGCACGGAUGUGUUAAACCAAGCCAGUCCAACAAAUACUGCAAUACAAUUCAUGAUUUACUUGUUCUUGUGCAAAAGUGGAAGCAACACGAGUCGAUCCGUUUUCUGGACAACCCUCCAUCUCGACCAAUCAUAGCGCUCGUUGUUGGUUGGUCGCCCUCUGUGUCAAGGUGGAACGACAUUUUGAGAAAACAACACUGGGGGAAGAAAGAAAAAACGAUGUCUUCUUUAGGAAGGGCAAUGAGUGUCCUUAGGGCCGGGGCGCAGCUUCUGACACGUGGACCUCAGAAAAUAGUAACCCGAAAAGCUGGUGGUGGACCACACAUAGAGGCCCAGUACAGGCAAUUCCCACAACUCACCAAGAGCCAGACGUUCCAAGCAGAGCUCCUCAGCAGUGCCAUGUGGUUCUGGAUCCUGUGGCACUGCUGGCAUGACCCAGAUGCAGUAAUGGGUCACUUCCCAUGGCCUGAUGCAUCCGCAUGGACAGAUGAGGAACUGGGGAUCCCAGCUGACAAUGAGGAAUGAGGGGCCCUCUACCCCCAGGUGUGCCUUUUGUCCUGUCUACAUCAGUCUUCUCCACCGCAGGAUCUGUGACGCAUCAAUAAGAAUGUCUGGUCCUCUGAUGAAAGAUUGUGUCCAUCACACAACGGAUAGUCAUAAAUUGUUGGUUUUAUACACAUUAGGAUGGGAAAUGGAAUGCUUAUUCAGUUAGUACAGUAAUGCAAUUGUGUAGGCGAUUGUUCAUGCACUAUAGCCCUUCUGUAUCAAGAUGUGUUAAUAUGCCCAUUUCAAUUAGGUUCCUUACUGUAGCAGUGGCAUGUUUUUUAAGCAUUGUUUGAAACCAUAGGUAUAAUUAUAUUUUAAUAGUACUUCUCUAUUUCUUGCAUUUCUAGACCUUGUGUGUGUGUGCCCAGUCUACCUGGAGGUUAAGGGUGUCCCGAGAGGCUUUGUUGUACAUAGACAAAUUAAAUUUAUUCAAAAACAUA